GAAGUACUCACUGCACACUAUCCUUCACUCUUUUCACCGCGACAAUCGCCCUCUUUCGCGGAAUACUCCUCCCCACAUUGUCAAGUUACGUCUAACCAUGGACUCACUUAUAGCGGAAGUCGAAUCUCUCGCCCCUCGCUUCGCGAAUGGCGAUGUCGGCUCCUUAGACCCACUCGCCGAAGCGCUCUCGAAUCUCCUCGCCCGAUCGCGCGACCGCGAUUGGCUUACGGAAGAAACCUUUUCUUCCACGGGCAGUUCUCCGGGCAGAAGCAACGGCAGCGCUGGAGUCGCGGGCAGCGGAAUUGCUGUCACGCGAUUGGUCGGCGUCCUGCCCGAGCUUUCCCAGCACUGCCCGGAGCUCCGCGGCCUCCUGCACCCCGCAGAUGUCGCCGAUGCUGACGUGGCGCAACCUUCCACUCCCGCAACUGGCGCCGCAUCUGGCGCCACGAGUGGCGCCGCAAAUGAUGGUCCCGAGAGGCAAUCUGCGGGUGCUCCCAGCAGUAGUAGCAUCUGGGCGGUACAUGCGCUUCGGCCGCUGCUGCAGGCGCUGCGUGUGGUUCGGAACCUGCUGGCAGGCUCGGCAGCCAAUCAGGACGCGUUCCUGAGGUGCGGCGCCGUGGACAUAGUGGCUACUAUCGCGGACAGAUUAAUUACGAGCCGCGUCCUGCAGGCAGGGGCGGGAACGGGCGCAAGCCAGGCGCAGAAAACGGGGGAAGCUAGUAGCGGGGAUGAUGGGGGAGAGGCAAGGGGAGGGGGGAGAAUGGGGGGGGAAGCUAAAGGGGGGGGGAAUGUGAUUAAGGGUGAUGUGACUAAGGUGAAGGGGAUGGGAAGUGUAUCCUCGUUAUCAGAUGCUUUGGCCUCGUUAAUGGCUGAAGUGGGGGGUACAGCAGCCGAGAGAAGCACGGAUUUAGAGGGGACCAGGGCCGCAUCAGCAGCAGCCACAGCCACGUCAGCAGUGGCUGGAGCACCAGGUGCUGACGUGGCUUCAGCAGCAGCAGCAGCAGCAGCAGCAGGGAGCCUAAGCAGCAACCGGCACUUCAAUUCUAUCAGCCGAAGCACACAUCCCUCCCUUGCUCUCCCCCUCCCCCACCCCCCACACUCCAACCUCCCCCCUCUCCCUCUACCUUCCCCCAUCGCCCCCUCCCCCUCCCCCCACUCCCCUUCCCCUCUAUCCGCCUUCCCUCUCUCCGCCUCCCCCGCCCCCUCCCCCGCCCCCUUUCCCCCCACCCUGCCUUUCCCCCGCUCCGUCCCCCUCCCCCCCAACCACCUAGACACGCUCAACGCGGUGCUGCAGCUUCUGGGAAACUUCUGCGGCGGGGGCAGGCGGCAGCAGCUGGCGGUGUGGGACAGGUGCUUUCCUGGAACCUUCGCCCGCCUGGCUGCUGUAGAGGGGGCAGCAGGUGGGGCGGCAGGGGGGGCGGCGGGGGGGGCGGUGGGGGUGCGGUCGGCACUGUGCAUGGUACUGUUCACGUGCGUGCGGACCAAUCAGAAAGCAGCGGAAGAUCUGGGGGGGUCAGGGGAGGGAGUGGGUGUGCUAGGGGGGAUUUUGCGAGGGGAAAGGGGAAAGUGGAGGGGGAGGGGGGGAGCAGGGGACGGGGAAAAGAAGGAGGAGGGUGGGGAGGAGUUGGGAGAGUGGGAGGAGUGGGAGGAGAGGGAGGAGGAAUGGACUUGGCUCGCUCCCAAUCCGCAUGAUCACGCCUCCCCCGCCACAUCUGUCGAUCCAUGGCUCAGUCUCCUGGUUGAGAGACUGUGCCUUCGAGGAAGCUUCUUCAAACCGCUUUUUGACAGGUUGGGGGGGAUGGUGGAGCUAAGGGGACAGGACCAGGGGCAAGAACGGGGGCAGGAGGAGGGAACCGGGCACGGGAUGGGGCAGGGAGAAUCCUUUCCACCGAUCAGUCCGGGCAGUUUGAAAUUCCUGCUGCCUGUUUGCAAGAGCGCCGCACACGUGGUUGCACGGCUGCAGGCUCAAGGUCUGCUGCUGGGUCCUGGUAACCAGGUUACAACUAGUCAGCGGAAGAUGACACCUGAAAGGGAGGCUGCACCUGGUGGGGAGGUGGCAACUGGAAGGGAGGUGGUACCUGGUAAGCAGGUGCUAUCUGAGCCAGCAGCAUCUACAGCAGCACGGCACAUUCUCCGCUUCUCCCUGCAGUGCCUUCGCAUCCUUGCAGCCCUGGACCCCGUACCAGCCACCGAACCUGAACCACCAGGCUCGACCGUCCCAGGCUCGGCAGUCCCAGGCUCGGCAAACACGGACCUGUUAGCAGCAGUUGGAGGUUCGGAGCUGAUUCCGUUCCUCCUGGACCUGCUGCAUGAGCUGGGACCCCCUGUUGUCACACCACCGACUGCACCAGCAGCAGAAGCAUCACCAAGAGCAGCAGGUUUGAGCAGAGAGCAAGUGACAGGACCAGCAGCUGUAAGACCAGCAGUGAUGGCCGCUCUCUACCCGUGCUGUAACCCGUACCCUGGUUACCGCAGGGAUGUGGUUGCAGUGAUUGCCAAUGCGUGCCACAGACGCAAGGCAAACCAGGAUGCUGUCAGGCUCUACUCUGCUCCUCUCAGCAUUCCCUCAUCCGCUGCUGCUGUUGAUUCUCCUGCCACCGAUCGCACUGCGACCACCACUCCCGCCACCACAGACAGCACCAACAACAGCAGCACCACCACCACUAGCGCAACCACCAGCACCCAAACAACCCCCACCCCCCCAACCCGCCCAGCAGCAGCAUCAUGAGCAGCGGUCUCUUUCUUAUCCUCCAGCAGUGUGUGGCAGGCGACAGCCGGCUCGGGGACGACCUCCUCAGAGAGUGGGGCCUGUGGGCUGUGCGGAACCUUCUAGAAGCCAACCCCGAGAACGCUGCUGACGUGGCGGCGCUGGAGGUGAGAGGUGGGGCGCAGACAGAUGGGUUGAGGGAGAUGGGGCUGGCUGUGGAGGUGGAUGGGCGGACAGGGCGGCCCAAGCUUAGGAAUUUAGGGGCAGAUGAGAGAUGACGGGGAAAAGGGGUGCGCUUUUCUAUGAUUGGAGGUGAGAGGCGGGGCGCAGAUGGAGGGGUUGAGGGAGGUGGGGAUGGGUGUGGAGGUGGAUGGGCGGACAGGACAGGGCGACCGAGGUUGAGGAAUAUGGGGGGGGCAGAUGAGUUGAGAGGUGAGGGAUCGCCAUGUCAUGUCAAACGCAGUGGUGUCAUCAUGCGAUGUUGUGCCAAUAGAUGCUUGUAUUGCAUUGCGUUGCCUUGGCUGGAGGAGAGGUGAAGGGAGCUGAUCUGAGGAGAUUCCUCUGGAGAAGCCAGAGCUUGAUAGAUAUGCUUUACGGAGGUGUUCAGCUUGUUGUACCGGUACCUUAGCUGUAGAGCCGGUUGGGGGAGAAACACCAGUGCUGCUUGGCAUCCUGCUGGAGUGCACUCAGGUGUUCUAGAACGUUUGAUCAUAAUGUGCACCCUCGGGAAUGUACCGUUAUAUGUACAUUUUGCACCAGGU
Closterium sp. NIES-67 is the source of this 3468-nucleotide messenger RNA. The record is from the annotation of a GenBank genome assembly. Lineage: Eukaryota; Viridiplantae; Streptophyta; Zygnematophyceae; Desmidiales; Closteriaceae.